GACCGCUUCGUGGGCGCAAAGGAGGUUGCCAGUCCGCUCUUGCGGGCCUGUGCCCGCGCCGUUCCGGGGCCUCCGUACUGGGUGCGAGGCUCACGCAGGGAGCGACGCGCAGGCUGAGUGGCUGGAGCUUUUGCGGUUUGUAGUGCAUCCCUGAGCAUGAGUGCAGAAUGAAGCGACGUUUGGAUGACCAGGAAUCCCCAGUGUAUGCAGCCCAGCAGCGAAGGAUUCCUGGAAGCACAGAGGCUUUUUCGCACCAGCACCGGGUACUCGCCCCGGCUCCUCCUGUGUAUGAAGCAGUGUCUGAGACCAUGCAGUCAGCUACAGGCAUUCAGUACUCAGUGGCACCCAACUACCAGGUUUCAGCUGUGCCACAAAGUUCUGGAAGUCAUGGGCCUGCCAUAGCAGCAGUACAUAGCAGUCAUCAUCACCCACCAGCCGCCCAGCCUCAUGGAGGCCAGGUGGUCCAGAGCCAUGCCCAUCCAGCCCCACCAGUUGCACCAGUGCAGGGACAGCAGCAGUUUCAGAGGCUCAAGGUGGAGGAUGCCCUGUCCUAUCUUGACCAGGUGAAACUGCAGUUCGGUAGCCAGCCUCAGGUCUACAAUGAUUUCCUUGACAUCAUGAAGGAAUUUAAAUCUCAGAGCAUUGAUACUCCAGGAGUGAUUAGCCGCGUUUCUCAGCUGUUUAAAGGCCACCCUGACCUGAUCAUGGGUUUCAACACCUUCUUACCUCCUGGCUACAAAAUUGAGGUGCAGACUAAUGACAUGGUGAAUGUGACAACACCUGGCCAAGUUCAUCAGAUUCCCACCCAUGGCAUCCAGCCCCAGCCUCAGCCACCCCCUCAACAUCCUUCCCAGCCUUCAUCCCAGUCAGCUCCCACUCCUGCUCAGCCAGCUCCUCAGCCCACACCUGCUAAAGUCAGCAAGCCUUCCCAACUACAAGCACAUACUCCAGCCAGUCAGCAGACUCCCCCACUCCCACCAUAUGCAUCCCCACGUUCUCCACCAGUCCAGCCUCACACACCAGUGACAAUCUCCUUGGGAACAGCUCCAUCUUUGCAAAACAAUCAACCUGUGGAGUUUAAUCAUGCCAUCAACUAUGUUAAUAAGAUCAAGAACAGAUUCCAGGGCCAACCAGACAUCUACAAAGCAUUCUUGGAGAUUUUGCACACAUACCAGAAAGAACAGCGGAAUGCCAAGGAAGCUGGAGGAAACUACACUCCAGCUUUGACUGAGCAGGAGGUGUAUGCCCAGGUGGCUCGUCUCUUCAAAAACCAGGAAGAUUUGUUGUCUGAGUUUGGACAGUUCCUGCCAGAUGCCAACAGCUCGGUGCUUUUAAGCAAAACAACUGCUGAGAAGGUCGAUUCUGUGAGAAAUGACCAUGGAGGCACUGUGAAGAAGCCCCAACUGAAUAACAAGCCACAGAGGCCCAGUCAGAACGGUUGCCAGAUCCGCAGGCACUCUGGAACAGGAGCCACACCUCCAGUGAAGAAAAAACCCAAACUGAUUAGUCUAAAGGAGUCUUCAAUGGCUGAUGCCACCAAGCAUGGUGUUGGAACGGAAUCAUUAUUUUUUGAUAAGGUUCGAAAGGCUCUUCGGAGUGCAGAGGCCUAUGAAAACUUCCUUCGCUGCCUUGUUAUCUUUAACCAGGAGGUGAUUUCUCGGGCUGAGCUUGUACAGCUGGUUUCUCCGUUUCUGGGGAAAUUCCCUGAACUGUUUAACUGGUUUAAAAACUUUUUGGGCUAUAAGGAGUCUGUACAUCUGGAAAGCUUUCCAAAGGAACGAGCUACAGAAGGCAUUGCCAUGGAGAUAGACUAUGCCUCUUGUAAACGACUAGGCUCUAGCUACCGAGCCCUACCAAAAAGUUACCAGCAGCCCAAGUGUACAGGACGGACUCCUCUGUGUAAAGAGGUUUUAAAUGAUACCUGGGUUUCCUUCCCGUCUUGGUCUGAAGAUUCCACUUUUGUUAGUUCCAAGAAGACUCAGUAUGAAGAACAUAUUUACCGUUGUGAAGAUGAACGAUUUGAGCUUGAUGUGGUUCUUGAGACCAAUCUUGCAACAAUCCGGGUUUUAGAAGCAAUACAGAAAAAACUUUCUCGCUUGUCUGCUGAGGAACAAGCCAAAUUUCGCUUGGAUAACACCCUUGGAGGCACGUCGGAAGUCAUCCAUCGAAAAGCACUCCAGAGGAUAUAUGCUGACAAAGCAGCUGAUAUAAUAGAUGGUCUGAGAAAGAACCCCUCCAUUGCUGUUCCAAUUGUCCUUAAAAGGUUGAAGAUGAAAGAGGAAGAGUGGCGAGAAGCUCAGAGAGGCUUCAACAAGGUCUGGCGAGAGCAAAAUGAGAAGUACUACUUGAAGUCUUUAGAUCACCAAGGCAUCAACUUCAAACAGAACGACACUAAGGUCUUGAGGUCUAAGAGCUUACUUAAUGAGAUCGAGAGCAUCUAUGACGAGAGGCAAGAGCAGGCUACAGAAGAGAACGCUGGUGUACCUGUUGGCCCGCACCUCUCUCUUGCCUAUGAAGACAAACAGAUACUAGAAGAUGCUGCUGCUCUGAUUAUCCAUCAUGUGAAGAGGCAAACGGGCAUUCAGAAAGAGGACAAAUACAAAAUCAAGCAAAUCAUGCACCAUUUCAUUCCUGAUCUGCUAUUUGCUCAGAGAGGUGAUCUCUCAGAUGUGGAAGAAGAAGAAGAGGAAGAAAUGGAUAUGGUAUGCCUUACCUGUCUGAUCUUUCCUGUAGUGGAUGUUGAUGUAGAAGAUUAUUACCCAGCUUUCCUGGACAUGGUGCGGAGCCUGCUUGAUGGCAACAUAGACUCAUCACAAUAUGAAGAUUCACUGAGAGAGAUGUUCACCAUUCAUGCCUACAUUGCCUUUACUAUGGACAAAUUAAUCCAGAGCAUCGUCAGACAGCUACAGCAUAUUGUCAGCGACGAGGUCUGUGUGCAGGUUACUGACCUUUACUUGGCAGAAAACAAUAAUGGAGCUACGGGAGGCCAGCUGAACAGUCAGACAUCAAGGAGCCUUCUGGAGUCAACGUACCAGCGGAAAGCAGAGCAGCUCAUGUCAGAUGAGAAUUGCUUUAAGCUAAUGUUCAUUCAAAGUCAAGGUCAAGUUCAGCUGACCAUUGAGCUCUUGGACACAGAAGAGGAGAAUUCAGAUGACCCCGUGGAAGCAGAGCGUUGGUCAGACUAUGUGGAGCGAUAUAUGAGUUCUGAUACUACUUCUCCUGAACUUCGAGAACAUCUGGCACAGAAACCAGUAUUUCUCCCAAGGAAUUUGCGGCGGAUCCGGAAGUGUCAGCGUGGUCGAGAGCAACAGGAAAAAGAAGGGAAAGAAGGAAAUAGCAAGAAAACCAUGGAGAAUGUAGAGAGCCUGGAUAAGCUGGAGUGUAGGUUCAAGCUGAACUCCUAUAAGAUGGUGUAUGUGAUCAAGUCGGAGGACUACAUGUACCGGAGAACCGCUCUACUCAGAGCUCAUCAGUCCCAUGAGCGUGUAAGCAAGCGUCUGCAUCAGCGGUUCCAGGCCUGGGUAGAUAAAUGGACCAAGGAGCAUGUGCCUCGGGAAAUGGCAGCAGAGACCAGCAAGUGGCUCAUGGGUGAGGGGCUAGAGGGCCUGGUACCCUGCACCACCACCUGUGAUACAGAGACUCUGCACUUUGUGAGCAUUAACAAGUAUCGUGUCAAAUACGGCACAGUAUUCAAAGCCCCUUAACUGCAGAGCCAGAGCAGGUAGCUCGAGGUGUGUGUGUGUAUGCGUGUGUCUGUGUGUGUGUGUCUGUGUGUGUGUGUUUGUGUGUGUGGGCACGUGUACCCAUGUACACAGAAGAGUCAAGGAAGAUGCCUUUCAAGCCACCAGUGCAACAACCAGGCACCAAGCAGGAUACAUGAAAGGAAUGUGAAUGGAUACCCUAGGAAGCUGGAACUGGCACUUUUCCCAAGGGUACUAUCCAGACCCAACAGGGAAUGAAGUCCAUGCAAGCACAGAGACAGGCAGCUUGCUUGCACACACCAGCAGAGUUCAACUACAACUUCCUAUGACCUGAGCAACCAGAUGCUGUCCCCAUUUGGAUGGAUGGAGGUGCAUCUUGUCACUGCUCCUCUUCCCACCUCCAGAAAAGAAGAGGAGGGGCAGACUGGAUAUGAUGAUACCCAUUCUUGAGCACAUAUAAGAUCUCUGUUAGAUUUUAUCUGAGACCUGUUUGGCUUUGGAAUUCAUAACUUACGGAUUUGGUUCUGAGUCCUUGAAGCUCACCUUCCUCCUCUUCUGAUUCUCAACCUCAACAAAUUCCAGUCAGUCCUCCUUUUUAGCUCCCAUGGGACUGUUUUGUACCUGCUUCUUUACUAGUCUGCUCUAGUGCCAUCCACCAGCUUCUCUCUCUCAUUCACACAUAACACACACACACACACACACACAAUUUUAACUUGGUUUUUCUUUUUUGUAAAUAAUGUACAUACUGUCAAUUUUUUAUUAAAGAAAUAUGCUUUGAUGUGCUAGCAUAACUGCUCUAGCUUCUUGUGUACCAUAGUACUAUGUGGCUUCAGAUUUAGUACCUAUAAACAGAUGUACAAGACAUUUAUUACACUUUUUACCAAAGGGA
Messenger RNA from Mastomys coucha (southern multimammate mouse), 4590 nucleotides. RefSeq names its product SIN3 transcription regulator family member A (gene Sin3a). The transcript is spliced from 22 exons. The record is from RefSeq and is a predicted model, not a curated record. NCBI's taxonomy places the organism in Eukaryota, Metazoa, Chordata, Mammalia, Rodentia, Muridae. Gene Ontology annotation, molecular function: transcription corepressor activity. Gene Ontology annotation, cellular component: chromatin. Gene Ontology annotation, biological process: negative regulation of transcription by RNA polymerase II. Bases 168 to 3704 code for a protein of 1178 amino acids.